Molecule: messenger RNA, 1113 nt
Organism: Vicia faba (fava bean)
Lineage: Eukaryota; Viridiplantae; Streptophyta; Magnoliopsida; Fabales; Fabaceae
Source: the annotation of a GenBank genome assembly
AUGAGCCUCAAGGCUGGUAUUGUUGGUCUCCCAAAUGUUGGCAAGUCUACUCUCUUCAAUGCCGUUGUGGAAAAUGGAAAAGCCCAAGCUGCUAAUUUCCCUUUUUGUACAAUUGAGCCAAACGUAGGGAUUGUUGCUGUUCCAGAUUCUCGUCUCCAAGUGCUCUCCGACCUCAGUAAAUCUCAACGAGCUGUUCCAGCGUCUAUAGAGUUUGUAGAUAUUGCUGGGCUUGUCAAGGGCGCAAGUCAAGGCGAGGGGCUUGGUAAUAAGUUUUUAUCACAUAUUCGUGAAGUGGACUCCAUACUUCAGGUUGUUAGAUGUUUUGACGACAAUGACAUUAUUCAUGUGAAUGGGAAAGUUGAUCCCAAAUCUGAUAUUGAUGUUAUCAACUUGGAGCUUGUUUUCACAGACUUAGACCAGAUUGAGAAAAGACUAGAUAAACUAAAAAAAAGCAAGGCAAAGGAUUCACAAACUAAAGUCAAGGAAGAGGCAGAAAAGGCUGCUUUGGAAAAAAUUAGUGUAGCACUCUUGGAUGGAAAACCUGCACGAUCUGUGGCCUUAACAGACUUUGAAAAGGAUGCUAUAAAGAAUCUCUGCUUACUCACCAUGAAACCCGUAAUAUAUGUGGCAAAUGUUGCGGAGACUGAUCUAGCCGAUGCUACAAACAAUGAUUACGUUGUAGGUGUCAAGAAUGUUGCAUCUGAGCUGAAGUCAGGAAUUGUAACAAUUUCAGCACAGGUUGAGGCAGAGCUUUCUGAACUAGCAAUUGAGGAAAGGCAAGAAUAUUUGAAAUCCCUUGGUGUUAGUGAAAGUGGUCUUGGGAACCUAAUUAGAGCAACCUAUGAUCUUUUGGGGUUGCGAACUUAUUUUACUUCUGGUGAGAAGGAGACAAAAGCAUGGACAAUACUUGAAGGAAUGACUGCACCUCAAGCUGCUGGAGUUAUUCAUUCUGACUUUGAGAAGGGUUUCAUUCGAGCAGAGACAGUGGCUUAUAAUGACUUUGUUGCUGCUGGUUCACUUGCUGCAGCACGAGAAAAAGGACUUUUGAGAUCUGAAGGCAAAGACUACAUUGUACAAGAAGGAGAUGUAAUGUUGUUUCGAUUCAAUGUAUAG